AUGACGCAACGGGUUACUGGGCAGCGCUUUCGCCAGCGCAAGCUCUCUACCAAACAGAACCUACUCGUCGUGCGCGAGCAUGAGGUUGAGAAUCUCGCUGAUGAUGAAGCGUCGCGACAUAUUCCCAAGGUCGAAACGGGUGUCGAGAAAGGCGAGGAGAUAGUGACAGUAAUCUCUGCCGCACAGGCAGCAUCGCAAGGCACCGGCGGCAAAAUCGCUCAGCUUUACAUCCCUACUCCAGAAGCCGUAGCCAGUAAGCUACAGUAUGAAGAUCUGUAUCCCAAGAACUUCACACAGCCUGCAACGUACAUUCGGUUCUCGUCCACAGUAGAAGACACGUCUGGAUGUCCAUAUUGCAUGACCAGUGAUGAUGUCGCAUUCCUCAAAACCCUCAACCAGAAGAGAGGUAAGGGCUCGCAAUGUUCUGAGGACGAAUUCGAAGAGGUGAUCUACUUCUUCGAAGAGACUACUCAGACCAAGCAGCCCUAUGCCGCCGUCGACAAUUCUCCAGUACUUGCAUAUGAAGACUUUGAGUCUGAGUUCGACGAUACCGUCAGUGAGUCGGCGCGGCGAUUUGCGAAAGACAUCUACUCGUACUGGAAGAACCAGCGUUUGCUUAAAGGCAAUCGCUCGCUUCUACCGACCUUGAAAUUCGAAACAAACCUUGAUACUGACGAUGCGGAUCCGUAUGUUUGCUUCCGACGGCGCGAAGUACGCCAAGUGCGAAAGACACGAGGCCGAGAUGCGCAGGUAACAGAGAAACUGAAGAAGCUGAGAAAGGAACUGGAGGAGGCUCGUUAUAUCAUGGCGCAAGUCAAGCGAAGAGAAACGAUGAUUAGAGAGCAACUGUCCACAGACAAGCAGAUAUUCGACGCACGUGUCGCCGUCAAGGACAUCAAGAGAAAACUGAGCAUCAAGGGUGACGAUGAAGAGCUCUUGAUCACUCAGAGACCGGCUCCUAAGCCUAAGCAACGGCCUGAUCUUGAGAGAGUUCGCCAGAACAUUCCUGGUAUGAAACCUCAAGUCACCCGCGCAGACGGCCGACUUGUCGACAAUGACCUCGUGUACCUUGAAGUGGAGCAGGCGAAGAGGACAGAAGCAAUCGACACCUUCAUCGAAGACAACUUAGUCAAGCACCAGAAGUGGAAUGUUGGCUGGGUAGAUGCGACAUGGCGACCCAUCACACCACCAUUGGAGCAGCCUGCAGCUCGAUCUGAUUUCCGUACGGUGUUUACUGAAUCACAACUGCCCACCCCUCCAGCCUCAGUUUCUGACGGAGAAGGUGCUGAUGCGAUGGCAGUAGAGCGGGUGAGUCGUCCAGUCGACACUCAAACGAGUGCGCGAAUACGGUACGGUACGCCUCCAGAUGACGUCCCCUUCCACGACCAGUCUCGGUACCGCCGGCGAAUUGGACGAGGAGGGCGGAUGAUGAUCGACCGACGUGGUGUGAAGCGACAAAAGCUCGAGACUAGCGUGAUAGACGACCGUAUCGCAGAUCGCCACAGAUUCUCCGGAGACAGCAGCGAAGAUGAGCAGACAUACCCGGUUGACGGCUAUAGCAACCUUCAUAUCAGGUAUCGAAUCAUGAUCGAGCGGCAAGGUGAUAAACAGCAUUCUCAACAAGCUGCAGCAAGGAAUCCAAGCAGAGCCAUUGAAAACCAUAAUCGAUCGGCGUCUGGGCACCUCCUUCCUCCCACACCUGCGAAUACUGGCGCUGGCGCUGGGUAG
This is a messenger RNA of Dothidotthia symphoricarpi CBS 119687, 1728 nucleotides long. RefSeq lists its product as uncharacterized. Gene Ontology annotation, biological process: regulation of transcription by RNA polymerase II. Gene Ontology annotation, cellular component: piccolo histone acetyltransferase complex. The record is from RefSeq and is a predicted model, not a curated record. The coding region runs from base 1 to 1728 and encodes 575 amino acids. NCBI's taxonomy places the organism in Eukaryota, Fungi, Ascomycota, Dothideomycetes, Pleosporales, Dothidotthiaceae. The transcript has 3 exons.